CUGGCAGCCCCGCAAAUGAGGACCGGAUACCUGGGGAAGGAGCACAGGGGUUGUCUCUCUGGCCCUCCUGGUGAGCUGGACACCCAGUUCCUGGCCAGGUGCAGGAUCUGUGCACCAUGUUGGAUUCACCUCCUGAGUUUCACUUCACGGGGCUCAGGCUCAGAGGGUUGGGCUCAGCCGCGGGGAGGCAGCACCUCUGCCUGUCGGCAUGGGGCCAGCUGUGCCUACCUUGCUGCAGCCCUGGACUCAGCUCUGAGCUGGGCCUGCUCUGAGAGGACCGGAUCCCGGUGCAGGGUCCUGCAGUGUGCCGGGGAGGAGAACUGGGUGGACAGCCGCACCAUCUACGUGGGACACAAGGAGCCCCCGCUAGGUGCCGAGGCCUACAUUCCGCAGAGGUACCCCGACAACAGGAUCGUCUCCUCCAAGUACACAUUUUGGAACUUCAUCCCUAAGAACUUAUUUGAACAGUUCAGGAGAAUCGCCAACUUCUACUUUCUCAUCAUAUUUCUGGUACAGCUGAUCAUCGACACGCCCACAAGCCCGGUGACCAGCGGACUCCCACUGUUCUUUGUCAUCACCGUCACGGCCAUCAAGCAGGGGUAUGAAGACUGGCUCCGCCACAAAGCCGACAACGCCAUGAACCAGUGCCCCGUGCACUUCAUCCAGCACGGCAAGCUGGUGCGCAAGCAGAGCCGCAAGCUGAGGGUCGGGGACAUCGUCAUGGUCAAGGAGGACGAGACCUUUCCCUGUGACUUAAUCUUCCUGUCCAGCAACCGGGGUGAUGGGACCUGCCACGUGACCACCGCCAGCUUGGACGGAGAGUCAAGCCAUAAAACUCACUACGCCGUCCAGGACACCAAGGGCUUCCACACCGAGGAGGACAUCGACGCCCUGCACGCCACCAUCGAGUGUGAGCAGCCGCAGCCUGACCUCUACAAGUUUGUUGGGCGUAUCAAUGUUUACAACGACCUCAGUGACCCCGUGGUGAGGCCGCUGGGCUCGGAGAACCUGCUGCUGCGAGGAGCCACCCUCAAGAACACCGAGAGGAUCUUCGGGGUAGCCAUCUAUACGGGAAUGGAGACCAAGAUGGCCUUGAACUACCAGUCCAAGUCUCAGAAACGAUCUGCUGUGGAGAAGUCCAUGAACGUGUUCCUCAUCGUGUACCUCUGCAUCCUCAUCAGCAAGGCCCUGGUCAACACCAUCCUCAAGUACGUGUGGCAGAGCGAACCCUUCCGCGAUGAGCCGUGGUACAACCAGAAAACCGAGGCGGAGAGGCAGAGGAACCUGUUUCUCAGAGCCUUCACCGACUUCCUGGCCUUCAUGGUCCUCUUCAACUAUAUCAUCCCCGUGUCCAUGUACGUCACGGUGGAGAUGCAGAAAUUCCUGGGCUCCUACUUCAUCACCUGGGACGAGGACAUGUUCGAUGAGGACACCGGCGAGGGGCCGCUCGUCAACACAUCCGACCUGAACGAGGAGCUGGGUCAGGUGGAGUACAUCUUCACUGACAAGACAGGCACCCUCACCGAGAACAACAUGGCUUUCAAGGAGUGCUGUGUGGAGGGCCACGUCUACGUACCGCAUGCCAUCUGCAAUGGGCAGGUGCUGCCCGACUCCACGGGCAUUGACAUGAUCGACUCGUCCCCAGGCGUCAGUAGCAGGGAGCGAGAGGAGCUGUUCUUCCGGGCUCUCUGCCUCUGCCACACUGUCCAGGUGAAGGACGAGGACCACGUGGACGGCCCCAGGAAGUCUCCAGACUCAGGCAAAUCCUGCGUAUACAUCUCGUCCUCGCCCGAUGAGGUGGCGCUGGUGGAGGGCGUGCAGAGGCUGGGAUUCACCUACCUGCGGCUGAAGGACAGCUACAUGGAGAUCCUGAACAGGGAUGGAGACAUCGAGAGGUUCGAGUUGCUGGAAGUUCUGAGUUUCGACUCUGUGAGGAGGAGGAUGAGUGUCAUUGUCAGAUCCACCACAGGGGAAAUCUACCUGUUCUGCAAAGGAGCAGAUUCCUCCAUCUUCCCCCGAGUGAUUGAAGGCAAAGUGGACCAGAUCCGGUCCCGCGUGGAGCGCAACGCUGUGGAGGGGCUCCGCACUCUGUGUGUGGCUUACAAGAGGCUCGUCCCUGAGGAGUACGAGGGUGUCUGCGGGCUGCUGCAGGCUGCCAAGGUGGCCCUGCAGGACCGGGAGAAGAAGCUGGCCGAGGCCUACGAGCAGAUCGAGAAGGACCUGAUUCUGCUUGGUGCAACGGCCGUGGAGGACCGCCUCCAGGAGAAAGCUGCAGACACCAUUGAGGCGCUGCAGAAAGCCGGAAUCAAAGUCUGGGUCCUCACGGGGGACAAGAUGGAGACUGCGGCUGCCACCUGCUACGCCUGCAGGCUCUUCCGUAGGGGCACGCAGCUGCUGGAGCUGACCACCAAGAGGAUUGAGGAGCAGAGCCUGCACGACGUGCUCUUCGAGCUCAGCAAAACUGUGCUGCGCUGCAGCGGGAGCUUGACCAGGGACCACUUCUCGGGGCUUUCCACAGACAUGCAUGACUAUGGGCUCAUCAUCGACGGGGCAGCACUGUCCUUGAUCAUGAAGCCCCGAGAAGAUGGGAGCUCCGCCAACUACCGCGAGCUCUUCCUGGACAUCUGCCGGAACUGCAGUGCCGUGCUGUGCUGCCGAAUGGCUCCCCUGCAGAAGGCCCAGAUUGUUAAGUUAAUCAAGUUUUCCAAAGAACACCCGAUCACACUGGCCAUCGGCGAUGGCGCAAACGAUGUCAGCAUGAUCCUGGAGGCCCAUGUGGGCAUAGGUGUCAUUGGGAAGGAGGGCCGGCAGGCUGCCAGGAACAGUGACUAUGCAAUCCCAAAAUUCAAGCACUUGAAGAAGAUGCUUCUUGUCCACGGGCAUUUUUACUAUAUUAGGAUAUCUGAGCUUGUGCAAUACUUCUUUUAUAAGAAUGUCUGCUUCAUUUUCCCCCAGUUUUUAUACCAGUUCUUCUGUGGGUUUUCGCAACAGACUUUGUACGAUACCGCGUACCUGACCCUCUACAACAUCAGCUUCACCUCCCUCCCCAUCCUGCUCUACAGCCUGAUGGAGCAGCACGUGGGCGUGGAUAUGCUCAAGCGGGACCCUUCCCUGUACAGGGACAUCGCCAAGAACGCACUGCUCCGUUGGCGGGUGUUCAUCUACUGGACGUUCCUGGGGCUGUUUGACGCCCUGGUCUUCUUCUUUGGUGCUUAUUUCAUGUUUGAAAACACAACUGUGACCAGCAAUGGACAGAUGUUUGGGAACUGGACCUUUGGGACGCUGGUGUUCACUGUGAUGGUGUUCACGGUCACACUGAAGCUCGCGCUGGACACGCACUAUUGGACGUGGAUAAACCACUUUGUCAUCUGGGGGUCGCUGCUCUUCUAUGUCAUCUUCUCCCUGCUCUGGGGAGGAAUCAUCUGGCCCUUCCUCAGCUACCAGAGGAUGUACUACGUGUUCCUGCACAUGCUGUCCUGCGGGCCUGCCUGGCUCGGCAUCAUCCUGCUCAUCACCGUCAGCCUCCUCCCCGACGUCCUCAAGAAAGUCCUGUGCCGGCAGCUGUGGCCAACGGCGACGGAGAGAACCCAGCAGAACAUGCAGCGUCCAGAUGGCAGUCCAGAGCUCGCCCCGCCUGCCUCUCUGCAGAGCCCAGGUGCUCUUUGCCCUAGGCCUGCAGCCGCCCUGCACAGUGCCACGUCCAGGAAGGUGCCGCGUGUGCUCUGGAGGAGUGAAGAGUACACCGUGCUUUUGCCAGCCAGGGCCUCGCCUGUCACUGUCGCAGUCCCCGAGUCCUGGCGGGACACACCCACAUGAUGGACAGGCAGACAGAUGGACAGAGGUUACCCGGGGCAGCCUGGGGCGUGUGUGCGGGUGCCUGCCCCGUCUGCGAGGAUGGGGCACCCUGCGAUUGUCUCCGCCAGCCCUACUGGGCUCUGGUACAGGACCUUCUUUCUGCCGGGCCCGUCCAAGUGCCCACCUGCCUGUCCUCCAUGUCUGUUGUGACUGCACAGAAAAACCCGUCCCUGGCCACAGGGCCAGUGGCUGCCCAGUGGCCGUGCCACCCAUGGACCACCUCGAGGACUGCCAUGCCCUGCUCAUGGCGCCCCCUCUGCACCUCCCUCCUGCAAAACUGCCACAGUGCGAUCUGGGAAGCGAGCACCUCAGACCCUCGACUGCAUCCACCCCCGGCCUGCAGCCUCGCUCUGCCCACGUGCGCUGUCCCCUUUGGGGAGCCUCUGGUCUGCUGAGGAGAGGCUGCCCUUAUAUGCUGGAGCUUUGGAGGGUUCGGGUCCCUUCUUAUGUCACGGGCUGCCCUGUAGAGGGGACUGUGUCCACUGUGGGCGGGGCUCACUGUUGGCCAGGCCUCUGCAGUAUUCGGAGCGGAUGUCAGCUCAUCUGCCUGGGAAGUGUUCGUUCGUCGGGUGCUAGGGCAGUGUGAGGCACUGGAGCAGGUCUUUGUCUGUAGUCAGCUCCGUCCCCUCUAAGAGGUGGUCCGUCCCCUGGGGCCCAUCUCAGGCUGACGUGGGCCCCAGUGCCACGUCAGUUUGCAACUCAGCCACCUCCGUGUGAACCCCCUGCAGGCUGCAUCUUUCUGGGCCUCUCCGGCUUAGGGUUUGUCCAGGUCUUCUCUGAGGUAGACAGGCCAUCAGAGGCUGCUGUACUGUGACGUCCUCCCGACUUUCACCCCUGGUCUCUAUUCCCAGAGGGAUCUACAUGCCGUAGCCUUAAUGGUCCCAGUGUAGGGAAGACAUUUCAGCUCGAGGUUCCAGCCUCAGCCAGGAGCACAAGGUUCUGCAGAAAAGCCUCCACCAGCAGCCAGAGAAGCCAGCGCUGAGCUGCUGUCACGGGCUAGGGUGGGUGGCCAGGCCAGGGGUGUGGUGCACUCCCCAGGGUGGUGUUGGAGAGCGGAUCGCUGAGAGACGCAACUUUUGCAUCUGGCUUUGUCAAGCCGUGUUGUCACCCCAACCUGGGGCUCGAUCAGGGGCCCAGGUGGCAGCACAGCAGUUGGGGCGAGUGGGGAGAGUGAGCACAGGACGGACGGGGUUACGUUUGGCUGGGAAGAGACGGGCGGAGGGCGCCUCUCCUUCCAGGCCUCCUCUGUUCCCACUCGUCCCUCCGAGCCACCCGCCUGGCCACUGGCCCACAGUGCCAUCCCUGUCCACGUGGGCGCCUGCCCCGCCCGGUCCACGCUGACCUGCAGACAACGAUGUGCAUUUCUAAAGCCCUUUUUAAGGACCCAAAGUGGGUACAAAUGUAAAACCUGUGGGGGGACAGAUUCUCUGUAUGUUUAGUUAACAAAUUAUUUGUAAUGUAUUUUUUUAGAAAUCUUACAAUUGCCUUUGCACUGAAGUAUUUUCAUAGCUGUUUCUAUCUCUUUUAUCCAUUUAUUUGCUAACAUAUCAUCUAAUUUUUAAAGUAUGUUUUUAAAGCUUUCAUUUUUUAAGUUUAUGAAAUUUCGGCCACUUUGCAUUUAAAUUCCGGGCAGAAGUUGGCUGACGGCUGACGAAUGUGGAUCUUCAGGUGUCAUUUUCUUCUCCACGCCUCCUCAUCCCUGGGCGUCCGUGGCAGUGAUGCGUCGGAGCGGACAGUAAAAGCACAAUGGUUUGCUCCGCUCCUCGGCAGUGUUACCUGCUCUUCAUUCUUGCUUUCAUUUCCAUCCUCAGCCUUAAUACUCCCUAGAGCAAGGGUCCCACGCAACCGCCCCGCCUGCGUGGGGCACCCCCUCCACCCCAGCUCUGGUCUUCACACGAAGGCACCAGAGCUCUCACAUGCACCGUGUCGUUGCCCAGGAUUUAUUAAACGUGUGUGCCUAGUCGUUGAAACAGGCGAAGGGCACAAGAUAGAAAUCAGGAAAAGAAGAACCCCGGAGUGAGGACCUUUCAGACAAGGGUAAAUGCGCUCCUCUGCCUCAGGGUGGCUCCUGUGUGCUUGCCUUAAACUAACUUCACAGCAAGUGAUGUGGACCUGAAGCAUUUUCCUAGGUUUGAAAAGCUCAUUUGCUGCUGCACAUGUUCAUCGCUGGUCAGCUCGCGGCUCCCGACGCUGCUCAGGUCACGCGGCUCCUGGCUCGCACCGUCUGCUCGCUCCUACCAGUGUCCUGGCCGUGUGUGUCUGCUCCUUGUUCACGCACAGCCCCUGUGUGCAAGCUUGCAUGCACCUGUGCGCACACACCCACAAACACACGUGCUCCCCCACAUCCCACACACCCGCCUCCUUCCUCAAGCCCCUGUGUGAAGCUCUGGCCAAGCUGGGCCCAUCAGGCCCCUGGACGACACAGGCGCGCGCACAUAUGCACCCGCAUCCUGCGAAGGAGGUGUGGCCACACUGGCACGAGGGCCCUGAACAAAACCACGGAACCGUGACCGAGCACCCCUGCCCAGGGAAUCCAGUGCCCCAGGCAGAAGCGCCUUCUCCCCAGGUCUGCACCAAGCCAUGCGACAGCCAGGAAGUGACAGCCAGGAAACGGGCAGACUCACGCUACCCAGCCCUGAGCGCAGCCAACCGAGGCCACCCCAGCGGCCUGGACCAGGCAGGGCAGCACAGGUGACAAGAGGAAGACAGGCCGUGUGUUGACAGAUUCCUUCCAUCAGCCCCGGGUCCUGCGCAGUCACCAGCCUGGGCCUUGGAAUGCCAAGCUCAUGCGACCACAGUGACUGGCAUCGAACUCACACAACCACUUUUAUUUCACCGUAAUAUUAUUUAUUGACAGCACAGUAUAACAGUGGGUCCUUGCAUUCUACAUUUCCUUUGGAAGUUACUGUAAUUUUAAAAACCAGAAAAAAUACCAGUUGGCGAAUGCAAUCUUUUUAUUUAUUUAUUUUUUUAGCUAGAGGGUAAGUGAACAGGAAUGAGAAUCAUUGAUAGUGUGUCUGUAAACAAAGCUUUAAUGAAGAUGUGUUGGAAGUAUUAUGAAAGUAUGAUUCUACUUUUGCAGAAAAAAUCUAAAGAUAAUUUAUAUAGCUUUAUUUUUUACCUUAUCAAGAUACACAGAAUUUUAAUAUGCAUAUAUCAUCCCUGACUUAAAAUUAUGUGUGUCUGCAUUACCACUUAAAAUGUCCAUUCAUUAUGUAAUGUAAUCAGAGAGCCUUCGAAAAUGUAUUUUACAUGAUUGGUAUCUAGUUGUCACCAUCAUAAACACUGAAGUUUAUUUUUAAAUUAUUAAACAGAGUAGGUGCAUUUAGCAUAAAUCAUUCUCCAACAGUGAUGAUUCAUUAACCGGCUUUAAGACAUUAAAUUGUGAAUUAAACCAAAUCAAACAUUUCUGAAAAAUUUAUUUUGUAUGCUACAUUUUUAACUUUUAUUUGUGUAGAUAAGGACAACUUGGUAACCAUAGUGAUACCAGACUUUUCUGUGGGUUAAGCAGGACACUUGCAUCUGCUUACAAUAAAGACACAAAACCUGA
Messenger RNA from Chinchilla lanigera (long-tailed chinchilla), 7405 nucleotides. RefSeq names its product ATPase, class VI, type 11A (gene Atp11a). Lineage: Eukaryota; Metazoa; Chordata; Mammalia; Rodentia; Chinchillidae. Gene Ontology annotation, molecular function: ATP hydrolysis activity; magnesium ion binding; ATP binding. The record is from RefSeq and is a predicted model, not a curated record. Gene Ontology annotation, cellular component: trans-Golgi network; recycling endosome; plasma membrane. The transcript is spliced from 29 exons. The coding region runs from base 16 to 3816 and encodes 1266 amino acids. Gene Ontology annotation, biological process: phospholipid translocation.